AUGAGCAGGUCACCUUCCAUCGGAGCGGAGGAGAGAAAUCUUGGCACCCCUACACGCCAUUCCAGAUGUCGAACCGGGACUCCAACGACUGGACGCGAAUGCGCAAAGGAGGUUGGUGGUUGCGGAGGGGCCCCCGUUUCGAUGCAAUGCGCUACUGGCAUCAGUUCUCGGACUUUGCUCCUUCGACGAUCUUUGGCCAGGGUGUGGGAGCGGGGGUGGAUCGCUGUCACAGGAUCCUACCUUUAA
Symbiodinium sp. CCMP2456 is the source of this 246-nucleotide messenger RNA. Lineage: Eukaryota; Dinophyceae; Suessiales; Symbiodiniaceae. The record is from the annotation of a GenBank genome assembly.